Messenger RNA from Hylaeus volcanicus, 2338 nucleotides. RefSeq lists its product as uncharacterized. The record is from RefSeq and is a predicted model, not a curated record. The transcript is spliced from 4 exons. Lineage: Eukaryota; Metazoa; Arthropoda; Insecta; Hymenoptera; Colletidae. The coding region runs from base 900 to 1859 and encodes 319 amino acids. Gene Ontology annotation, molecular function: protein binding.
UUAAUCAUAAACAUUCAUGUUCAUUUAUUUAUUGAGACAGUUCUCAAUUGCCUAUAAUCUUAACUUAAUCAUAAAGAAUCUAUGUCUCGAUAUUUGAGAUCUAGAUAAACUCGUUUCCCAACGACCUGUCUCAUCGUCGAACGUUAAUGAGAUCAUCGUCGAUCGAGGAUCGUCAGUUCGAAGGGAAAGUCUCUCGAGGGCAUAGCAUGUGCAACGUCAAUCUUGUUAACGACGCAUUCAGCGUAACGAGAGAGCAUUAGCGUUCGCGUUUCCCAUGUUGUUCGUUUUGGGCGUGUAAUUACACGCUUCGACAAAAACGUCGAUAACUGUGCCAGCGAAAACCAACGAAGCCAACGAAUUAGUAAGCGCCACCCGCGUCGCUGGCAUUCGCUGCGCCGACAGAGUUCCUGUUCUGCCAUAAUCUCUGGUUCUACCUCGAGUCGAUUGGCUUUGUUUCGACUGUACUCGGCGUCGACUUCUCAUGAACGUACAACCUGUGCUGUCGCACAGGGGCCGUUUAGAAGAAUCUCGCGCUCCGUCUAAAGAAUUCUACCUCCUAAUUAUCUUCAAUUAAUUUGAUUUCUUCAAUGUCACUCUCGUUGAAAAAUGAGAACACCUCGUGUUUCCACAGUAACACCCCAACGGAAGUAAAAAGCAGGUGACGCACAAACGUGUCCGUUGUUAUCAUAGCACACGUUCGCCUAACCCCACACCUAACGUAAGGGAAGAAUUCCUCAAUUUAAUCGAUUCCCCGUCGAAAAAUGUCUCGUGAAUCAGACGAGCACAGGACAGAAGUAAAGAAAGCAAAAAUAUAAACAACUGGAAGAAUGUACGAACGGUAGACGCCAUUUAUCGUUCGAGUGAAAACAAAAGCGAUGGGCGGAUGAUACGUCUGACAGAUGUCAAAAUUUCCAGUCCCAUCUGCUCGAUGCAGUAAACCCAAAAGAAAGGAAAAUGGCGAGCACCGCGACCGUAAACAUUGCCUACGGCCAGAGGACGAUGUGAGAGGACGAGCGCGUAACAAUGGAAACGCAACGAGGAUGGACGUGUCUGCGACGAUCACUCGAGAGCCCAUUAGGAAGCGUGCCAAAAUCGGUAACAAGUGCACUGCGUGGAUCGUGGACACGGCAUCGUUCCCUACGACGGGAAUCGCUUCGUUACCAGUGGAGAUCAUCUUCAAAAUCCUCUCCUACCUCGCGUACAAGGACCUGUGCACAGUCAGACGCCUCUCUUUAUACUUCGAGCAACUUGCGCGCGACCCAUUUCUGUGGCGAACUUACGAGGUGACGAACAACGAACAGGACACUAUGAAGGUGAUCACGGAGCUGAAGAGGAUGCCCUUGCUGAGGACGUUCAGCAUAAGCGUCAGAGCGGACUGCGACGAAAUCCUGCGACAGUUACCGAUCACGAACAAAAGGCUCGAGGAGUUGCACGUUACCAAUUGCACAGGCUCGACGUCGAAACUGUACCUACGCUCUGCUCAGCUGAUCCGCAUACUGGAGAGGUGCCGCAAUUUGCACACGAUCAAUAUACUCGGUAACAGAUUCCGCGGUCGGAAAUUCUAUCGGCUCCUGGCCGGCAUGGGCCAGCAGCUCAGAACCUUCAACGCCCCAGCGACGAGUUUGCAGUUCUGCACCUUCAUCAAGUGCAUCAGUCAGAUCACGGAAGAGGACCGGCAGACGAUCUGCUCGAUCUGUGCCGGUUCGAAGAACUGGGAGCCCUUGUACUACUUCCUGAGGAGACGAUCCGACCGCGACUCGUCCACGAUCCUGAUCAGCUACCUCAGCAACGACAUUGUGCUGACCGACGUUGGUCGACCUACUCGCAACCUCUCCAUCACCGUAGCAACGCGUUCCUGACACGAGCAAGAAACGAACAGGGGUUGUUCGGUGUCGUGACAAUGUAAAAAGUGUAAAAAGCUCGCAACAAGGCAAUUUCGUCCGAUUUUUAUCACACUCCGCUAAGGAUACGUGUGUACUCUGUUACGUUGUACAAAUACAUAGGCACUAUGCAUACUUUUCCUGAGAAGGCCAGUCUUUUCGAAAUCGGCACAGCGAUCUAGGUAACGAAGGUGAUCUGGAUAGAUCGAUACUUUGGUAGAGUGUAUAGUGUGGUAAGUAGACGAAAAUUAAGAAAAUGAUAAUUGGAAAAACGUGCUUUUUAAUUAAGUUUUACGACUUCGCAAGAUUCGUCGUCAAACUUUAAUUACCAAACUGUGAAUAUUCAUGCAUUUGUGACAUACGUGAAUAUACAAGGGUGUGCGGAAACGCGUAAAAAUACUUUAAUACAAAUUUCUACCCUUCGUCGGAAUGUAUUAAAAUACGAAUUUGCAUAAACA